Messenger RNA from Xylona heveae TC161, 1569 nucleotides. Its product is annotated as tryptophanyl-tRNA synthetase. Gene Ontology annotation, biological process: tryptophanyl-tRNA aminoacylation. The transcript is spliced from 3 exons. Gene Ontology annotation, molecular function: ATP binding; tryptophan-tRNA ligase activity. Lineage: Eukaryota; Fungi; Ascomycota; Xylonomycetes; Xylonales; Xylonaceae. Gene Ontology annotation, cellular component: cytoplasm. Bases 161 to 1483 code for a protein of 440 amino acids. The record is from RefSeq and is a predicted model, not a curated record.
CAGCAGUCUUCAGUUGACAAGGACCGUACUGGCGUGGUGUUGAAUAUUUUUAAAUUUGACUUGUAUAGAUUGUCUUCAUUUAUACCCAUUUAGACUCUGUCGCCGCGACUAUUAAUUCAGUCUUCUGCCCCUCCUCUGCCCCGCUCGUCCUUACACCACCAUGUCGGAGGGCAAGCUGCCUGAAAAUGUGCCCGCGCAGGGCAAAGAUCUCCCUAUCCGCGAACAACCGCCGCCGCCUCACCCGAUUCACCAGGCGCAGAAAGUGACACCGUACGAGGUCUCUGGUGGUGUUGACGAAAAUGGUGUUGCGAUUGCGAUCAACUAUAACAAGCUGGUGGAAGAGUUCGGCACCAAACGCAUUGACAAGACGCUGCUGGAGAAAUUCGAGCGUGUGACGGGACACAAGGCCCAUCGAUUUCUCAGACGUGGCAUUGUUUUCAGUCACCGUGAGCUUGAUAUGAUUCUGGAUCGCCAUGAGAAGGGCGAGCCAUUUUUCCUUUACACUGGCCGAGGACCCAGCAGUGACAGCAUGCACGUUGGGCACACCGUGCCAUUUGAGUUUACCAAGUGGCUCCAGGAAGUUUUCAACGUGCCGCUCGUUAUCAUGUUGACGGACGACGAGAAGUUUUUGUACAGCAAAAAGGGCCUCACCCAAGAGGCUGCCAUGCAAUAUGCCAUGGACAACGCAAAGGACAUUAUAGCUGUUGGUUUCGACAUCAAGAAGACGUACAUUUUCAGCGACCUUGCUUCCAUGGAUGCUCCUUUCUACCAGAACGUCAACCUCUUCUCCAAGGCUGUCACUUUCAACCAAAUUCGAGGCGCUUUCGGUAUGACGGAUAGUGACAGUAUUGGAAAAAUUCAUUAUGCUGCGAUUCAGGGUGCUACAUCUUUCGCUACUACCUUCCCUUACAUUUUCGGCGACGACAAGAAGCGGGUCGCCAAGAUUCCCAGCUUGAUUCCCUGUGCCAUUGAUCAAGAUCCGUAUUUCCGUGUCACCCGAGACAUUUCCAGUCGUCUAAAGUAUGUGCGACCGGCACUCAUUCACUCUAUCUUCUUGCCUGCUUUGCAGGGUCCUGGCAGUAAGAUGUCUGCCAGUGACGAGACCUCUGCUAUUUUUAUGAAGGAUACACAAAACCAGAUCAAGAACAAGGUCAACAAAUACGCUUUCUCUGGCGGUCAAGUCUCAGCUGAAGAGCAGAGGAAGCUCGGAGGCAAUACCGAUGUGGAUGUAUCCUUCCAAUACCUGACCUUCUUCCUCGAAGAUGACGCCGAGCUAGAGCGCAUCAAGGUUGCAUACCAGAAGGGCGAGAUGCUCACUGGAGAAUUGAAGCAGAUCUGUAUCCGAGAGCUGCAGACCUACGUCAAGGGCUUCCAAGAGCGACGAGCGCAAGUCACCGACGAAAUCCGUGAUGAGUAUAUGCGGAAGAGGAAGCUCGAGUUCCGGAAUAACCCUAACCCGGUCAAUGGGACUGAUAAGAAAUAAAACGCGCGCAAACGCGCGAGCUGAUGAGCUGAUGACCUUACAAGCGACAUCAUAAAAAUCUUUUGCAUAACGGCGUAUUUAAUUCA